UGCGCGGCGGCGCGCUGCGUGCACGCGUUCGAAAUUUGAAAAUGUGUUCGAUGUUCGAUUUUUAAGUUGACGGGUAUUAACGGCCAGUUUGAUUUGCUUUGUUGUAUGUGAAGUGUUUUGAAAUGUCGGAUUUUGUUUUCGGGUCGUGCGCCUCCUUUCAAAUAUAACCACGAGAAAAUAACAUUGGAACUAAUCCAAAACUAUAUUUCGGAUACCGCAAAUACUACGAAAGUUAAUCACAUUGAUGAAAUACAAUUAAAUGGAUGAUAGAGAUGCAUUUACCCCGCGGAGUGGUAGUGAAGAUAUCGAAAACUCAAUGCGCAGUGCAAGUGAACUAGUGAGUGAUCGAACCGGUUGUGAUGAUGGGGAAGCGCAACAUUUGCGCCAUCGUGACCCUGAUUGUGUUAAUGGCGAUAGACAUUAGUGUGGAGAUCAUUGAUUCGCAUGUGAUUCAAGUGUGGUCUGCCCCAGGCGGCAUGACGCGGCUCCCCUGCGACCUGGCAGCGCCGGCGCGAGAUGUAGCCAUGAUGCUGUGGUUCAAAGAUGCUGACAGGAUGCCUAUCUAUACCGUGGACUUCAGAAACGGUCCACCAGUCCACUGGGCCGUGGCAGGGGAGUUCGGCGCCCGCACACACUUCGUCCUCAACGAGUCUGACCCAUCAUCAGCCCACCUGGCAGUUGAGAAGGUGGCGCGCUAUGAUGAAGGCAUCUACCGCUGCAGGAUAGACUAUGUGGAUUCCCCCACCAAGAAUUACAAGAUUAAUUUAACUAUCAUUGUGCCGCCUGAACCGCCUCGGAUAUACGACUCCGAAGGACGGGAGAUCCUUGGAACUCACGCUGGGCCAUUUAGAGAGGGACAGAGUUUGCUACUGUCUUGUCAAGCAGCGGGUGGUAAACCAAACCCUGACGUCUCCUGGUACCGUGGUGACGAUCGCCUGGCCUACACCAGGGAGGGCUCAGUCUGCCAGCUGCACAUCCCCUCGCUGUCCAGGGAGAUGGUCGGCACCAAGUUCCAGUGCCGAGUGGAACCUCCACUCUUGCAACCUCAGUACAGAGAUGUCACUAUUAAGUUAUUUUUAAAGCCACAGUUCGUCCGUGUAACGGGUACUGGCGCCACUCGCGCGGGACAAGAUAGAUCCUUUGUGUGCACUACGAGGGGUUCGAAGCCAGCUCCUAAUAUAGACUGGUUCAUCAAUUCACAACUAGUGGACUCUACUUUGACUCAGGUGGAAGUAGAUGGAGAGAUUACCAAGAGUAUUCUCACGUGGCAUGUGAGGAGAGAAGACAGCGGAAGACAGCUGGUUUGCCGAGUCUCUAAUCCUUGGUUCCCGGCGUACACCCUGGAGGAUUCGCUCAUGUUCGAAGUUAUGUAUACACCAGUAUCUCAAAUCGCCCUGGUGGAGCCCAAGGAGCCUCGUCUUCUGAGGGAAGACGAGAACGCCGAGCUUCUAUGUUCCGCUGACGCAGCGCCACCAGCGUACAACUUCACCUUUUACAAAGGUACAGAGGUUCAUGAAAUCCGCGAUGAUCCCAUAGGAGGGAUAGCUGUUGAGGGAAACAGGUUGAUGCUGAGAGGUCUGAGAAGGCAUCACUCCACAGUAUACCGAUGCAGAGCGAGGAAUUCGGAGGGAAGCGCGUUGAGUGAACCUCUGACUUUGAACGUUCUUACUCGACCGGAAUGCUCAGCCGGCUCUGUUGUCCAACAACUGGCAGGCACGCCGGGUGGAGAGGUUAGAGCUCGGUGUUCCGUCUCUGCACCAUCGACCAGGGAUGCAGGACCUUUACGGUUCUACUGGACUUAUAAUGGAACCAAAGACGUUCUGCCGAUCCCUGCUUCGAACGUGACGGUGAUGGGCUCCAGUAGCAUGGUCAUCCAUGGACUUCAAGAGGAUGCUGAUGACGACCUUGGCUGGCUUGCGUGCUGGGCCAGCAAUGAUAUCGGGAACCAGCGAGAACCUUGUCUGUUCAGGAUAAUGCCUGCUGCACUCCCAGAAGCUCCAAGCAACUGCGAGAUAGAAAACGAGCUGCUGCAAUGCGAGCCGGGUCACGACGGGGGACUGUCGCAGCAGUUCUUGCUGGAAGCCUUGGAGGAGGUACGGCCUCGAUCAGAAAUCAACCACGAGGACAAUGAGAUCUCCACCAUGAACGAUCAGGGCAUUUCCGGGCGUGGUCUCACUGAAGCCGUGUACCGCGUGAGGAACGACAAGCCUCAAUUCUCGCUCGAUGCUUUGUCGCCUGGACGGUAUACAUUGCUGGUUUAUGCUGAGACGCCGAGGGGCAGGUCUCCUAGGCCAGCAGCGUUGAGAAGUGUCUCUAUAAGAACUGCCGAUGAUAUGGAUCGACCUGGUUCUCUUCAGACCUUAACUCCAGCACCACCGCCGCCUCCGACCAACGACAACAGCGUGGCGCUGUUAGUCGGUGCUGCAUUAUCAUUAGUAUUGUUGACCAUCCUUACCACCCUUUGUGUGGCUUUGGUGGUCAUGUGUAAGAAGAAAUCUCGACCGAGAGAAGCUGAACGAAGUACGAUAACGCGAAGAAACGUUGGAGUAUCGAUGUACGGAGGUUCGACUCUCUCACCAAGCAUCGUUCCAACUGUGGUUGUGAGGGGCCACCGAGGGUCCAGGGUGCUGGCUGCCAGAUGGUCAGGAGUGCUUGAUGAUGCACCGUUAGCUGUCCUCGCUUUGGAUACUAGGGCUCAUGCUGACACAGACUCGAAUCGCAGCGAAGAACAAGAGACGCAGUUGACGAGGCACUUAGACCAGAUAGAAGCACAGACAGAUUGAAAGGUGUAGGUAAUGAAGUUGUGAUUUAAAUAAUUACCAAAGUAAUUCAUAAAUCGUUGACGUUGGAAGUCAAAGAUCACAGAUAUUUAUACGUAAAUAUGUGAUGUGUAUAGCUUGUUUGUCGACUAGACUUUGUCAUGUUGAAUGUAAGUAGUCUCUUGAUUUUUUGGCAGUAGACUUAUGUUGUAGUCACAGUGUCAAUUUUGUUGAUGAUUGGUAGCAGUAUUAUUAAGUUGAUCGAAGUAGACAUGUUAUGAUAAUUGCUGAUGGUAGGAUAUAUUUUAUAUCCGCCCGUAUAGCGACCACCGUACACAAGGUGUUACAA
Molecule: messenger RNA, 3108 nt
Organism: Manduca sexta (tobacco hornworm)
Lineage: Eukaryota; Metazoa; Arthropoda; Insecta; Lepidoptera; Sphingidae
Product: neural cell adhesion molecule 2
Source: RefSeq, a predicted model, not a curated record